AUGAGCGAGCUGAGGGGCAGACUGGCAUCGGUUGCCUACGACAUACCCGCACAUGUCAGGCAGGGCAGCAGGACGACGAUUGCGGAUCACGAAAAGUCGAAAAUUCUCGAAGGGGACUACCCAGCUCUUCGCACGGGUGUCGUCGCUGCGCGGAUGGCACUGUUUGGCUCGGAUGCCGACGGAUUGCCGCGAAUCGAUGCGUGGCAGGACACGGUCAUCACCCUGGCCAAGGCGUUGCAAGUCAACGAAGAUCUCGCCAGCGACGUCUGCAAUUACCAGGCGUCGCUCGUGUGCGCGGGACUGCGCGAUGCACAGGUUCGGGGCCGCAGCCGGGCAGGACGCUGCCACGUCCUACCUUCGGCAAUGCUCGCGUUGCUGUCGGUGGUGCCUCUGCUCCUCGCGGUUCCUGGUGCCGUCGUCUUCUCUCCCAUCCUCUUCCUCGCCUGGCGGAAGCACCGGGCCACGAUCCAGAAGGCCGCGCCGUGCAGAAGUUCUCUGACACCGACGAAGCAACAAGGGACGAGAUCCGGAAGGCGUUUAGGGAGCAGCUUGGGCGGGAUCCGGAUGUCGAGGACCUGCCCAGGGACGAGGACAUCGUUCGUCGGCGUCGGAACUUUGACACGAUCACGGGCCGCGGGAAGGGCAUCUUCGCUGUGUUCUACUUCUUAUUUCUGGAGUGUGUGUGUCUGCUGCUGGGCUUCUUCCGCGUGGGUAGGAUGGCGGAGCUCGUGCAUGUGA
Molecule: messenger RNA, 738 nt
Organism: Prorocentrum cordatum
Lineage: Eukaryota; Dinophyceae; Prorocentrales; Prorocentraceae
Source: the annotation of a GenBank genome assembly